AUGGGCAGCCUGCGAGGGAGCGUCGUGGCCGGUCUCCUCUGGACACUGAUGCUCUGGAGUGGGGACAGCGGCUGUCAAGCCCAGAGGGCAGGUUGCAAAACCGUCCACUACGACCUGGUCUUCCUCCUGGACGCCUCCUCGAGUGUGGGCAAGGAGAACUUCGAGAAGGUCCGGCAGUGGGUGGCCAACCUGGUGGACACGUUCGAGGUGGGCCCGGAGCGCACGCGCGUGGGCGUGGUGCGCUACAGCGACCGGCCCUCCACCGCCUUCGAGCUGGGCCGCUUCGGCGCGCGGGCCGAGGUCCGGGCGGCGGCGCGGCAGCUGGCCUACCGCGGCGGCCACACGCGCACGGGCGACGCGCUGCGCUACGUCACGCGCCACAGCUUCGCGCCGCGGGCCGGCGGCCGCCCCGGGGACCGCGCCUUCAAGCAGGUGGCCAUCCUGCUGACCGACGGCCGCAGCCAGGACCUGGUGCUGCCCGCCGCCGCCGCCGCGCACCGCGCCGGCAUCCGCAUCUUCGCCGUGGGUGUGGGCGAGGCGCUGAGCGAGGAGCUGGAGGAGAUCGCCUCCGAGCCCAGGGCCGCGCACGUCUUCCACGUGUCGGACUUCGACGCCAUCGACAAGAUCCGGGGCAAGCUGCGGCGCCGCCUGUGCGAGAACGUGCUCUGCCCCAGCGUUCGUGUAGAAGGAGAUCGCUUUAAGCACACCAAUGGCGAAACCAAGGAAAUCACAGGUUUUGACCUGAUGGAUUUGUUCAGUGUGAAGGUGAUCUUGGGGGAGAGAGAGAACGGAGCACAGAGUUCCUACGUCCGGAUGGGAUCCUUCCCUGUGGUGCAGAGGACCGAGGAUGUGUUCCCGCAAGGCUUGCCCGAUGAGUACGCCUUUGUCACCACCUUCCGGCUCCGGAAGACGUCUCGGAGAGAAGACUGGUACAUCUGGCAGGUCAUCGACCAGUAUGGCAUCCCACAGGUGUCCAUCCGGCUGGAUGGUGAGAACAAGGCCGUGGAGUACAACGCUGUGGGCGCCAUGAAGGACGCCGUCAGGGUGGUCUUCCGAGGUCCCCGGGUCCACAGCCUCUUCGAUCGGGACUGGCACAAGGUGGCCCUGCGCAUCCAGGCCCAGAACGUGUCCCUGUACAUCGACUGUGCGCUGGUGCAGACGCUGCCCAUUGAGGAGAGGGAGAACAUCGACAUCCGGGGCAAGAGCGUGAUCGGCAAGCGCCUCUACGACAGCGUGCCCGUCGACUUUGACCUACAGCGGAUCGUGAUUUACUGUGACUCCCGGCACUCGGAACUGGAGACGUGCUGUGACAUCCCCUCGGGUCCAUGCCAGGUGACCGUGCUGACGGAGCCCUCACCCCCGCCCCAGCCUCCUCCCACCUCCCGCAGUGAACAGAUCGGGCUUUUGAAGACCAUCAACUGCUCCUGCCCAGCUGGAGAAAAGGGUGAAAAGGGCUUUGAUGGCCCCGUGGGACUCCCCGGCCCGAAGGGAGACGUGGGGGCCCCUGGGCCGGUUGGAGCUCCUGGGCCCAAGGGAGAGAAAGGAGAUAUGGGCAGAGGACCUUUUGUCCAAGGAGAAAAGGGUGAAAAGGGCUCGCUGGGCCUGCCGGGUGCCCCUGGGAGAGACGGCAGCAAAGGCAUGCGGGGGGAGCCGGGAGAGCCGGGAGAGCCGGGGCUGCCCGGGGAGGUGGGCCUGCGGGGACCCCAAGGACCUCCUGGACUUCCCGGACCUCCCGGCCCCGUCGGAGCUCCUGGUCUCCACGGAGAGCGAGGUGAACAGGGAGCCCCAGGAGAAAAGGGGGAGCGAGGCCUGGAUGGAUUCCCCGGGAAGCACGGGGACACUGGAGAGCAGGGAAGAGCUGGCCCUCCCGGCGUGCCGGGGCCCCAGGGAGAGAAGGGUGCCACGGGGCCCGCAGGCCCUCCCGGGGUACCAGGCUCUGUGGUGCAGAGAGAGGGCCUGAAGGGCGAGCAGGGAGCCCCGGGACCACGAGGUCACCAGGGCCUACCUGGGCCCCCAGGCGCUCCGGGUCUGAUGGGUCCAGAAGGCAAGGAUGGACCUCCUGGUUUGCCAGGUCUGCGAGGAAAGAAAGGUGAGACGGGCCCUCCUGGAAUCCCUGGAUUGCUGGGGCGGCAGGGCCCCCCAGGACCACCUGGCGUCCCAGGCCCCCCUGGACCCGGAGGCCCCCCGGGUCUGCCUGGAGAGAUCGGCUUCCCGGGAAAACCUGGGCACCCCGGGCAGGCGGGACCUCCUGGAAAGGAUGGGCUGAACGGACCCCCGGGCCUGCCAGGACCCAAGGGAGACCCAGGAGGCAGAGGGGAGGACGGUCUGCCCGGACAGCCUGGCCCGCGGGGUGAAGCUGGGGAGCAGGGCCUGGCGGGCCAACCUGGAGAGAAGGGGGAGGCCGGGCGGCCAGGCUCUCCAGGACUCCCGGGCACGAGGGGAGACAGAGGAGAACAGGGAGAGAAAGGGGAACUGGGACUCCCAGGACUGAAAGGUGACCAGGGUGAAAAGGGUGAAGUGGGACCAGCCGGCCCCCCCGGAUUACCUGGCACUACGUCCCUGUUCACACCACACCCAAGGAUGCCUGGAGAACCAGGGCCCAAAGGAGAGAAGGGCGAUCCCGGCGCGCCCGGGGAGCCGGGGUCACAGGGUCACCCUGGAGAAUUGGGGCCCCGCGGGCCCAUUGGACCACCGGGUGCCGAGGGACAAGAAGGCCCGCAGGGGACGCCUGGAGCAGCUGGGAACCCUGGCGCUCCUGGACCUGUAGGUCCUCCUGGUCCCAGCGGCCCCCUAGGAAGUGCGGGCCCCCCGGGCAGCAGAGGCCCCCCUGGGAAAGAUGGGGAGCGUGGUGAGAAGGGAGCAGUGGGAGAAGAAGGAAGCCCAGGGCCAGCUGGCCCCCGGGGUGAUCCUGGUGCCCCCGGGCUCCCUGGGCCGCCCGGAAGAGGGAACGAUGGAGAGCCGGGGCUUCGUGGACCACCUGGGUUACCUGGACCACUAGGAACUAAGGUUAGUAUGUAUCCAGCAGACUGUGGCUGGGUGAGGCGUGCCGAGGGCCUUGCUCUGGGGUCCAGACUCUUAAAGGGGGACCGCGGUGCACCUGGGAUCCCCGGCUCUCCUGGCAACCGCGGAGACCCGGGCAUCGGGGUCGCUGGCCCUCCUGGCGCCUCUGGACCACCAGGAGAAAAAGGGCCUCCGGGGUCUCGAGGCCCACCUGGAUUCCCCGGCCCCCAGGGACCAGCUGGCCAGGAUGGUGUACCAGGAAAUCCAGGAGAAAGAGGGCCUCCCGGCAAACCAGGUCACUCUCCACUUCUGUCUCCAGAGGACAUCAACCUCUUGGUCAAGGACGUGUGCAAUGACUGUCCCCCAGGCCCCCCAGGCCUCCCUGGUCUGCCAGGUUUUAAAGGGGACAAAGGUCUCCCGGGAAAGCCAGGGAGAGAAGGUACAGAAGGGAAAAAGGGAGAUGCUGGCCCCACAGGCCUCCCAGGGCCCCCAGGAAUAGCUGGACCACAGGGAAAUAAAGGAGAACGUGGUGCAGACGGUGAGAUUGGACAGAAAGGAGAUCAGGGUCAUCCAGGAGUUCCAGGUUUCAUGGGACCCCCAGGGAACCCCGGGCCACCGGGAGCGGAUGGAAUCGCCGGAGCCGCUGGACUACCGGGAAUCCAAGGACCCCCAGGGAAAGAAGGUCCUCCCGGCCCCCAAGGCCCAUCUGGAUUACCCGGAAUCCCAGGAGAAGAAGGCAAAGAAGGCAGAGAUGGAAAACCGGGUCCCCCUGGAGAGUUGGGCAAAGCAGGAGAGCCGGGCCUGCCAGGACCAGAGGGAGCCCGAGGUCCGCCUGGCUUCAAGGGACACACUGGCGACUCUGGCCCCCCUGGCCCGCAGGGAGAGCCCGGGGCCAUGGGACCCCCUGGCCGAGAGGGGUCACCAGGAAAAGACGGUGACACUGGACCCACAGGGCCACAGGGUCCCCAAGGACCGAGGGGCCUACCGGGUAAGAACGGCUCGCCGGGAUCUCCGGGAGGCCCCGGAACCCCAGGGAACCCCGGCCAAAAGGGAACCAAAGGAGAGAACGGCAGUCCCGGGCUCCCCGGCUUCCUGGGUCCCCGUGGGCCGCAGGGAGAGCCGGGAGAGAAGGGAGUCCCAGGCAAGGAGGGGGCCCCUGGGAAGCCAGGAGAGCCUGGGCCCAGAGGAGAAAGGGGAGAUCCUGGCAUCAAAGGUGACAAAGGACCCCCCGGUGGAAAGGGCCAGCCUGGCGACCCUGGGAUCCCAGGCCACAAAGGCUACACAGGCCUGAUGGGCCCCCAGGGACCACCUGGGGAGAAUGGGCCGACCGGGCCCCCAGGGCCUCCGGGUCAGCCAGGAUUUCCAGGACUGAGGGGGGAGUCUCCUUCCAUGGACAUCCUGCGGCGGCUCAUCCAAGAAGAACUGGAGAAACAGCUGGAAACCAAACUCGCCUACCUCCUGGCCCAGAUGCCCGCAGCGCACACGAAGGCCUCUCAAGGCAGACCCGGGCCCCCAGGGCCCCCUGGAAAAGAUGGGCUUCCAGGUCGGACAGGCCCCAUGGGGGAGCCAGGACGGCCCGGGCAGGGGGGUCUGGAGGGACCCUCUGGGCCCAUAGGUCCCAAAGGUGAGCGAGGAGCCAAAGGGGACCCAGGUGCACCUGGAGUUGGCCUCCGAGGCGAGAUGGGACCCCCCGGGAUCCCAGGUCAACCGGGGGCACCUGGCUAUGCUAAAGAUGGGCUUCCCGGGGGCCCCGGGCCUCAAGGGGAAACAGGAGCAGCUGGGCACCCGGGCCCCCCUGGCCCCCCCGGUCCCCCCGGCCAGUGUGACCCCUCCCAGUGCGCCUACUUCGCCAGCCUCGCUGCUGCUCGACCUGGUAACGUGAAGGGCCCCUAGAAGAUUCCGGAAUGCCAGGAGAUGGCGGUGGAUUUCUGAAACUUGAACGCAGAGCCAGAUGGGAAGCCAGAGGUCUUGAGACAUUUCAGCCAACGUGUUUUCUUCUUUCUUUCUUUUAUUGUUUGUUUUUGUCUUAUUUUCUCGAGAGACCUCAACGUUAUUAAAACCAACGGAUGCUGCCGGUCGGUCAGAUUAUUAUUAAUAUUAUUAUUAUUGUUAAUUAUUAUUAUUAUUAUUAUUUCAUAUGGUAACGCUUUUUGAGUUUUCCCCUCUCCCCUCAAGUUGGGAAGACGUGACUCGUGGGGCAGGGAAUUGUUGCUCUUUCUCUGACCGCCCCCGUUUGAGGCGUAGCUGCCAAUUUUAAGGAAACUCUCGGUGCUAUGUAACCCUGACCAGACACUUGCCAAACUCACCUCUUUCCUCAAAAGGAAACUUUAAGACAAUGAGGCGAUGGGCUUCUAUUCUUGGCUGUGCCCUGAGGUCGCCCCGGGAGACAUUAUCCACCAGUCGCUACUUCCCAGGAGAAGUAAGUGAAGCAGAAAGAGAAAGAAUCUGCAGACACGAAGAAGCCUCUCUCCUCCUGAUGGAAAGUGCGCUCACAAGAGCGCUGAACCGGCCCUUUGGGAGCCAACUCAGCACCUCGGUGCUUCAGACCCGCAGAAAUGGAACAGCUGCAUGGCUGGCAACAGCUUCCUGGAAUCCCGUGUCUGCACCAAAAAUGCAGGAGCUGGUGUGGGAAAAGCAUCCCCUUCCGAGCCGUGGAUGGGACUCCUCCCUGCCCCUCGCUAUUGGCUGCACUCACUUUCAUUCUGAAAUAAGAGGGUCCAGAGACCACUCCCGUGUGUCUUCCUGACGGUGGGCAGUUGGCCGGGGUGCUGGCCAGAGCCGGGAAACGUGUGACUCUCGCUUCUGGCUCUGAA
This is a messenger RNA of Hippopotamus amphibius kiboko, 5813 nucleotides long. It is a transcript of the gene COL22A1, whose product is annotated as collagen type XXII alpha 1 chain. The transcript is spliced from 65 exons. The record is from RefSeq and is a predicted model, not a curated record. The coding region runs from base 1 to 4893 and encodes 1630 amino acids. NCBI's taxonomy places the organism in Eukaryota, Metazoa, Chordata, Mammalia, Artiodactyla, Hippopotamidae.